Molecule: messenger RNA, 3498 nt
Organism: Rhagoletis zephyria (snowberry fruit fly)
Lineage: Eukaryota; Metazoa; Arthropoda; Insecta; Diptera; Tephritidae
Source: RefSeq, a predicted model, not a curated record
AUGAACUCCAACAAUCGCGACACUGAUUACCUGUGUUCACUUGGCCCUGUCCUUUGGCAGGCUGCCAUCUUUAAAGUGGGCGACGAUGUGCGACAGGACAUGCUUGCUCUGCAAAUAAUCAACCUGUUCAAGAACAUAUUCAAAAAAGUCGGCUUAGAUCUCUUUCUCUUUCCGUACCGUGUGGUGGCCACUGCGCCUGGGUGCGGUGUCAUCGAGUGUGUCCCCGAUGCAAAGUCCCGUGAUCAAUUGGGCAGAGAGACGGACACUUCGCUGUACGAUUACUUCAUAAAGACGUACGGAGAGGAGUCCUCUAGUCAGUACCAGGAGGCGCGCUCCAAGUUUGUCAAAAGUAUGGCAGCGUACAGUGUGGUGGGCUUUCUGCUGCAGAUCAAGGACCGCCACAAUGGCAACAUCAUGAUCGACAAAGAGGGGCACAUUAUUCACAUCGACUUUGGCUUUAUGUUCGAGAGUUCACCGGGUGGCAAUUUGGGCUUUGAGCCCGACAUCAAGCUCACCGAUGAGAUGGUGCAGGUGAUGGGCGGCAAGAUGGACUCGCCCGCCUUUCAGUGGUUCCAGCGACUGUGGUGCAAUCCAUUCCAUGCCAGCUGUAUCACUGGCAUCACUAUCACAGCAUCACUAUUGACAGUUGAUGUCAUCAUCAUCUGCCACUAUUGUCAUCUGACAGAUCAAUACACUAGCAUCAGAAAGGCAAUCAACAAUGUGGAGUGUCCAGUGAAGGAAAAACACGUCCGAAGGAUCCUAAUCGGCACAUUCCAAACCAAAUCUGGCCUGGUCUUCUGGCGGUACGCUCGAUCACUGCCCCUUGAGGAGCACCCAAUCAUCUGCUGGAAGUUCUGCCAUGUCCUCCACAAGGUGCUCAGAGAUGGACAUCCGCGGGUCAUUCAAGACUCACAUCGCUUCAAGUCGCGAUUGCUCGACUUGGGCAAAAUGUGGGGCCUCCUCAAGCAGGGCUACGGCAAGCUCAUUCAGAACUACUGCUCCCUGUUGGUCAACAAAAUGGAUUUCCACUACAGGAACCAACGCAUUCCCGGUAACUUGAUCAUAUCAAAUAGCGAUCUGGACAGUAUUGGAGAGAACGACGUAAAUGUAUUUUUUCAGCUGUGCUGUGAGAUCUUUGACUACAUGGACGAGAUCUUGUGUCUACAGAACUACAUAUUCAGCUCCUUGGACAUGAGUCGAUCAAAUUCGAUGACAUCAUCAGGACAGUGCCGUCUGGCGCCGCUGAUAAUGUGCAUUCAAGACUCCAGUCAGUUGUACGAUUUCACAGUAAAGAUCCUCUUCAAGUUGCACUCAUCUCUGCCACCGAGCACUUUGGAAGGCCACCGGGAUCGUUUCCUCAAUCAGUUUAAAUUAUUGAAACAAUUUUACUACAAUUCAAAGAAUUUACAGUACUUCCGUACACUGAUUCAAAUUCCCACAUUACCAGAUGAUCCACCAAAUUUUUUCAUUCAGUCAAGUUUGAGCAAUCACGUGACGCCGGUUGUCAUUGUUCCACAACAAGAGGAAAUCGAUACUGAUUCCAAUUUGCUCGAUCUCACCUUUAAUGAUAAUGACUCUGACAAGGGUGAUGCCGUCUCGAUGUGGUCAUUCCAGGAAGAAAGUAAACCAGAGAUUCACGAACAAAGUAUCAUUAUGGAAAAAGAUCGUAUCAUUGAAAAGCUGAUGGGACGCAUUGAAGAGCUGGAAAUUGACAUUAGGCGAACUAAAUUAGAUGACGAACGGAAAAUUGAUGAGUUAAAACGAUCAAUCGCCGAACUGGAAUGCGCCACAGCUCAGCGGAUGGAAAGGGAAAUUGAAGGGCUCAAACAAGAGCUGGAGAAGCAAAAAGUCAGCCAAGUCAGCAAUGAGACGGAAGGACAGGUGGCUAUUGUUACGGAAAAGUUUACCAAGAUGAAAGACUUUUACAACAAACUUCGCUCAGAGCACAUUGAGCUUAUUCGAACAAAAGCAGAAUGCGAUAGACAUCUCACCGCCGCCAAGGCAACCAUUGAAGAGCUACAAACAUCAAAGGAGACACUAGAGAGCCAGCUAAAGGACAACACUCGCAGGGAGGUGGAAAUGUCAGUAAUGAGCACACAGAAAGCUGAAAUGCUCGAGCAAAUGUCCACUUUUAGAGAGCAGUGUAAGACUCUGACGCAAAAGCUGGAGAACGUAGAGACUGAACGUAAACUGAUUGCUGACAAACUGAACAAGGCUGAACAGCAAAUUGAGGCUCUAAAGCGUGAAAUGGCCAAAAUGACUGAAGACAGUAAAGCUAAUCUCACUCAGGGUUUCAAGCAGUUUAUCACUCAAUUUAUAGCAAAAUCAGUUGACGCUUCCAAGAAGAUCAUUGACCAGGACCUGGAACUGGGCUUUGCCUCUGUCAACUGUACCCCUCAGUAUUUCUGUUCGCAAAUUGAUAUUUUAAUUUCCAAGCUUGGCGCCUUUGAAACGGCCAUCCUCAAAACUGAGUAUUCUCUGCCACUCUUUCUCGUUGCAUUCGACUUUUACUAUCAGCUAUUCUACACAAUGAACUGCUCCAAAACGACAAUUCAAAGUUUGCCCAACAUUGAACUUUCUGAUGAACUACUGGCCAAAUGCGUUCAGUUUAUCAGCAGCAACUUUGAGCUGUCCACCAGUAUUGACCGGGACUUUAGCAAUGCCGCCAGUGCUGUUGAGAAGGUGAAAGAGUCGCUGAAGGCGAUGCAGCAAGUGUCACUCUCCACCAUUCCCGAGUUUGUCAGCAACAAAAACUCUGACUUGGAAACUCUGCUAAAAACAGAAAUGGAGCAGAUGGACCGCGCUAUACUCGAGGCGGAGAAGAAAAUUGAGCAGAUGAUGGCCGCGGCUAAGAAAGACACUGGAGUUAAGCUCGAAGUGAAUGGCAAAAUUCUUGACGCCUGCACUUCGUUGAUGCAAGCUAUCAAACAGCUAAUUCAGGAUUCAAAGCAGCUUCAGCUGGAGAUUGCUGCCAAAGAGCGGGGCUCAUCCUCAAUGAAGGAAUUUUACCAGAGGAACCACCGAUGGACAGAAGGCCUCAUAUCGGCUGCUAAAACGGUCGCCGCCGACGCCAAUCUUUUAGUUGAGACUACUGACAAGCUUAUUCGAGGCAAUGGCAAAUUUGAAGAGCUGAUGGCAGCGUCACAGGAAAUUGCCGCCGCCUGUGCUCAACUGGUUGUUGCCUCGAGGGUGAAGGCCAGCUCUUCCAGUGAAAACUUGGCUCGUCUGUCCAAGUCUUCAAAGGCGGUCCUCACGGCUACCGGAAAUGUCAUUGCCACUACUAAACACUGCAACAAACUGAUUGAGGAGUCAGAUGUGACGGACUUUUCUAAGCUGACCUUGCACCAGGCGAAACGCCUUGAAAUGGAGUGCCAGGUGAAGGUGCUCGAGUUGGAGAAUCUACUGGAGAAGGAACGACUGAAGUUGGCGUCCGUUCGUCGAACUCACUACCACCUUGCUGAUUCACUGGGCACCUCUAUAAAAAAGGAAGAGGAGUAA